AUGUCAAAAAAUGGUACCAUUAGCCAAUUGGAGAGUCUCAUGAACGGGAUUGAGGAUUUCAUGGUAAAUGACGAGACAGAAGGUGCAAUGGCUGAAGACGCUGUCCAACCUGAGGAACCAAGGAAUUCAGAUAUGACAAAUGGUAGAGUAACAUCAGAGUUGUAUAGUACUUCUAGUAAACAUGAGCUAGCAUCAGAAAAUAGGCACGAUUCUUCAGAAGACGGAGCGGCCCCGAUGUCAGAGAAUCAGCCUGGCGUGGAAAUGGUCGACAGCGAUGUGGAGUCUGAGCAGGCCGAGCGAACAGCUGGAUUAGAAGGAUCUGAAACUGAGAUGGGGUCGGUGGAGCGUGAGGAAGGUGUACGACAGACGGACGAGAGCGGUAGCGAUGGGAAGGAGAGAAUAGCUCCUGUUGAGGGGCAAGAAGAAGGUCCAGGGUUGAUAACUUUAAAAACACUCGCCGAGACCUGCCAAUUACCGCAGAAAGGGGCUAGUUUCAGGGCACAAACCCAAGGUCUUUUCACCUUAGAACAGCUCACCCAGCAGGACGACAACGAAGAGGAAAGCGCGGGCCGUGAAACAGCUCUCGAGGAAAACAAUGAGGAGCUUGAGGAACAGGCGAUAAUUGAAGCGCCAGGGGUAAAAAACGUCUCUUCAUAUGAAUCGACUGCGAAGGAGCCUCAAGCACUGGUCAACUCUCCUGAGCCUACCAAUCCCUCGGAACAGGUGACAGCUGUCAACCGAGGUGCUCUGUUGACGCUGAGUGAGCUGGUGGGCUCACCCGUCGAGAAGGAAGUGCCCCAAGCCGGCUUCAAAGACACCAUAUUGGCUGCUGAUCGUGGGGCCCUUGUUAGCUUGAAAGAUUUAGCAGAGAGAUCGAACCAAGGGGAAACUAAGGCAGAAGAAGCUUAUACAGAAGAAUCUAAUGUACCUACUACAGAGGAGACUGAUGAAGUCGACGGCGUUACAGAAGACGCGGUGGUUACAGAAGACGCGGUGGUUCCUGAAGACGCGGAAGACGCUCACGACGAACAAGUGAUGAAACAACAAAUCAAGGAAACUGUAACCUCAUUGGACGCCGCUGACCGUCCCGGAGUGCCAGCCGAAAUGCUUGCACAGCAGCCCUCUUCGGUGGAGAAGGUGGCUGCCGAGAUCGAAAGUCUUCUGCAGGAAAUGCAAGACGACGAGCAUGCACAACCCGCCGGAAGUACAAUGCACAGUCCGUUUGGCUUUGCUGAAAACGAUAAGUCCGCAGCCACAGAGGAGAUCCGCAAUCUGCUGACCAAUGAGCCUGUCUACAUUUACAUUUCGUUGGCUGGCGGUGGAUACCACAUGCCGUCCAGGACGAAUCGUCUGGCGCAAGUCCUAAGUGCCAACCGCAUAGAGUUCACCUACCGGGAUUUGGGAACAGACGAUGAAGCCCGUAAAGUGUGGAAAAGGUUCGGUCGCGGACGCAGCUUGCCUGCGGUAGUUCGCGGCAGGGACGACGUGAUUGGGAACUGGCAAGAGAUGGAUGAUGCGAACGAAGAGUAUCGGGUGAGAGAGUUGAUCUACGAGACGCUGUAG
This is a messenger RNA of Lachancea dasiensis, 1563 nucleotides long. The record is from the annotation of a GenBank genome assembly. Lineage: Eukaryota; Fungi; Ascomycota; Saccharomycetes; Saccharomycetales; Saccharomycetaceae.